Molecule: messenger RNA, 615 nt
Organism: Eutrema salsugineum
Lineage: Eukaryota; Viridiplantae; Streptophyta; Magnoliopsida; Brassicales; Brassicaceae
Exons: 4
Coding region: 1-615 (204 amino acids)
Source: RefSeq, a predicted model, not a curated record
AUGGCCGACUAUUCAAUGGUUAAAGAUCUCACACCAUGGGAGGAGUUCAAACAGACAAUCAAAGUGAAGGUACUCAAGAGAUGGGAUACGGUUGAUUCAGAAGGCCAUGAAGGAAUGUAUUUCAUCUUGGUUGAUGAAAUGGGAUCUCGAGUUGCUGCUAUGGUUAACGACUUCAAACUCUCUUACUACAAGAGGGUUUUCCAAGAAGGUGCUUGGCUUCGACUUUCACAGUUUCGCUUGGUUAACUCCGGUUGGAAUGAAAGAACCACAAAUCAUGCUUACAAGAUCAUUCUCAAUCAGAGUUCAAAGGUGAAUUAUAUCAGACCUUUGAGCCAGGAUCUUUUCAUCAAAAUCGUUGAUUUUCCAAGUGUUUACAACCGUCCUUCUCACUACUACCCGAUCGAUGUGAUGGGUAUUUUUGAUAAGGAGAUUGGCAAUGUUGUUGAAGAUUUCAAUGAUGAGAACAGUGUUUCAACCCUACAUUUUCGUAUCAUGGAUAUAGAGGGUAACACACUGAACUGUGUCGCACAUGGUGAUUUGGCUUAUGAUAUCAAGGAAAAAUCAAACUGCGAAUUACUUAAAGGACCAUAUCCCAUAUGUGUAUUGACUGAUUGA